Molecule: messenger RNA, 1308 nt
Organism: Ascochyta rabiei
Lineage: Eukaryota; Fungi; Ascomycota; Dothideomycetes; Pleosporales; Didymellaceae
Exons: 1
Coding region: 1-1308 (435 amino acids)
Source: RefSeq, a predicted model, not a curated record
AUGAAGCCCGCGAGCCUGCCCCUGCGCGUCCAAUCGCGUCCUGCGUGCCAGCUGUGCGACUACAUACGCCAGCAGCCCCUGUCGCGGCGCACUUUCCUGGCCGCCUCCACCCUCAAGUCCCCCUCGAUACCGAGGCAAACAGCCCGAUCACAGGCGGCCACACCCCGGAUUCCUGCCCGCCGCAUCCAGACCAGCUGGCGCAAUGUCGAGCGAGCAGACUUCCCCGAGACUGCUGCCAGCCCACAGUCGACUUCAGACUCGGUUGCUGCCGUGAAGACGCGGCUGGCGGAAGUCGAGGCGCAGAUCAAGGGCAUCCUCGACUCGAACAGGGGGGAGCCAGAGAAAACCAUCCACGCAGCAUUGGAGGGCUUGGAAGACGUGGCAGUUUCUGCCAUCGCUGUUCGCUCACGGCAACCACCUCCCACCAAGACGACCAUCAGACAGAGCUCGGCUGGCGCAAUCCUCUCUGGACUCGCCAGCGAAGACACACCCAAGCAGAAGAGGGCCUACACAAAACCACUCGCUCUGAAUGAGCUCCCAACCCCCGCAUACCUCUCCAAACUCGCCGAAGGCUUCCUGAAGCACCCCAAUGUCUUCAUCGGACCCAAUGUGCUCAGGGUCUACAUCCGCCUGCAACGCCUGCUCAACCGCCCACACGCCAUCCCUGAGAUUCUCUAUCUCUACGCCAACAAGCCUGUUCCGCAAGAAGGGUCCUCUCCACCCAAGUUCUCGAAGCCCUCGCCCAAGGCUGCAUCGCAAGCUAUUCCCGCCGACCUCGCCGAGGAGUCGUUAACAGCUGCCAUUGAAGCCAAGGACAUGUCCCUCGCCCUUGCCGUCAUUGACCACACCUACCGCGCACCAGCUUGGAGGCGCCACCGCAUGAUCACCAAGAUGGGCCUGCCCAGCAUCCUAGCCGCCAUGACCCCGCUUGCCCUCUACAUGAUCGCCCAAGAAAUGUCCGUAUACAGCGGCUACAUCAACCCCUGGACCUUCAAGCUGUACGCAUUCGCCGGCAUGAGCACCUAUGUCAUUUGCACCGGUACCCUCGGCUUUGUUGCCCUGACCACAUACAACGAUGACCACGACAGAGUGGUCUGGAGACCCGGUAUGCCUUUGCUCGACCGCUACAUCAGGGCUGACGAGCGCGCCGCUCUGGAUCGCAUAGCGUGUGCCUGGGGUUUCAAGGAGCUGUGGAAGAGGGGUGGCGAGGAGGGCGAGGAAUGGGAGGGACUGAGGCAAUUGUGUCUGUUGAGGGGGAUGUGGCUUGAUAAACCCGAUUUGCUGCCUGGCAUGAACCCAGGCCGCUAA